AUGUACUUCCCGGCCCCCAAGAAGCAAGAGCCCAUCAUGGCUUUCUCUGUGAAGCGAACUGCUGGAGGAUUGGUUCCACCAUCUAAAACGACGCCCACAGGAGGCACCCUCCAUCUCUCAGCCAUUGAUAGGCUGCCGGCCUUGAGAUGCUAUGCUAGGACAUUGCAUGUCUUCAGGCAUGGCCCAGCUGAAGUUGCCACGCUCAUCAAACAUGCCUUGUCCAAGGCACUGGUUCCAUACUAUCCUCUUGCAGGGAGGCUCAAGGAGUCGAGCAGCCUAGGCGGCGUCCAGGUUGCCUGUACCGGAGAAGGUGUCUGGUUUGUCGAGGCAUUUGCUGAUUGUGGCCUUGACGCUGUCAAUUAUUUCGACAAUGUUUAUAAGGUCCCCCAUGAUGAUCUCCUUCCCGACUUUGUUCCCCAAACCCAUGCCCUUGCCAUGAAUCCUCUUGUGCUAAUGCAGGUGACUCAGUUUAAAUGCAACGGGUUUGUGAUGGGGCUCAUAUUUUGCCAUAGUAUUUGUGAUGGCCUUGGAGCUGCACAAUUCCUGAAUGCUAUAGGCGAGAUGGCCAGAGGUCUGCAACAUCCCAGUAUUGCCCCAGUUUGGCACAGAGAAGCCCUCCCAAGUCCACCACCACCAACAGGCGUGGCCAGAGACGACCCAAAUCUACCAUCACCACCACCAUUUCCAUCCCUACCGGACUACCAGCUAGAGCAUGCGUCCAUAGAUGUUACUCUAGACCGAAUCAAUCAACUCAAGCUUGAAUUCUCAGAGCUGACAGGUGGUCGACGUUGCUCCACAUUUGAAGUCGUAGCUGCCACAAUGUGGAGGUGCAGAACACGGGCGCUAAAUUUCAAGGGCGAUACCAAAGUCGAUCUUGUGUUCUUUGCGAACGUUCGUCACCUCCUUCACCCUCCACUGCCAGAUGGUUACUAUGGUAAUUGUUUCUUUCCGGUAACGGUGACGACCAAUUGUGAGACGGUCUCACGCGCAUCAAAUGCGGAGGUUGUGAAAUUAAUACAAGAGGCCAAGGCUCAGCUGCGGGUCCAAUUCACCAAGUGGAUGAAGGGUGAUGAUGCGGGGGAGGGUAUGGACCCAUUCGCCCCACCUCUGGCGUACACCACACUGUUUAUAUCCGAGUGGGGCAGAUUGGGGUUCAACCAGGUGGACUAUGGGUGGGGUCCCCCAGUUCACAUGGUCCCCAUACAAGGCUCUAGUAUCAUCCCCGUGGCAAUUAUAGGAUGUCCACCAACACCAAGGAAGGGAGUCCGUUUGAUGACGUGGAGUGUCCAGGGGGUCCACCUACCACAGUUGCUUGAUCAAAUGUCAAGGCGUUAGUGGUAACCCCAAUUAGAAAAUAAUUUCUUCACCGAAUGAAUAAUGGGUGCAAUUAAUAUUGCAUUGAGAAAAAUUGCCAUCAAAAUUUUAUAAUGAUAUGCUACGUACGUACUUAUUUUCAUUAUCAUCAACUCUCAUCAAGGGCUAAGAUUUGUGCUGUAUAUGAUAUUCACGAUGCGAGGCUUGAAAAUUAAGACAUAACAAUGGAACUGA
This is a messenger RNA of Nelumbo nucifera (sacred lotus), 1548 nucleotides long. RefSeq names its product acyl transferase 4-like. NCBI's taxonomy places the organism in Eukaryota, Viridiplantae, Streptophyta, Magnoliopsida, Proteales, Nelumbonaceae. The record is from RefSeq and is a predicted model, not a curated record.